UAAACAGUUCCAUUUUGAUCGUCUUUUUCAAGUGCGGUGCAUAAUAUUUGUUUCUUUAGAGAAAAACAGUUGUAAAAUGCCGCUUGCAUCACUCGAAAAGUUUCCGGAAGUGUGCCGCCUUUGUUUGCAACCGAAAACGGAUACAGAAGGGAUUCCGCUGGCCGGAACGCAGCCUGAAUUCGAAGCUACGCUGCAGGAGCUGUUGGACGAUUUUUGCUUCGCCGUGCCGGAGGAAUACGGCGAGAUGCUACCAUCGACAAUCUGUGAGUCCUGUCUCGAUGAGUUCCUAGCCGUUUAUCGCGUUAAAAAGAAAAUGGACUUUCUGCUCAGCUUCCAGAUAGCAUUCACUCGUAUGCAACUACAAGGAAUGGAAAGCGAUCUACGGCAACUAUUCGAUCAGCAUUAUGAUUAUAUGCUGAAUGUCUUUCGUGACAUAAAUUUAAUACAUCACGACGAUGAUGGCGAUGACUAUCGUUUACAGUGGGAUGAUUUGGUAGCAGCCAAUAGUGAACCCGAGCCAAAAGAAUCGUUUUUAGAACCAUCAACUGAAGAAGGUUUGGAAAUGAUUGAUGACGAAAACAACUUAUUCGAGAUUGAGGUUCUCGAUGAAGAAAUAGAUGAAACGAACGAGUUGUCUCAAAGUUAUCAAAAAGAUUUUGGAGAAGCAGGUCCAAGUAGUGAAACUAAUUUAAACAAUAUAGAAACCGAUCCUACUUUGCCAAAAAUCUUAUUCAAGAAACACGUUCCAAAUCAAAAUGAGGUCGAACUUCUAAAUGAGCCUAGUUGCCCGGCCGAUGACUGCGGGGUUGAGCUCAAAUCCCAAGACGAUCUUACCCGGCACAAAAAAGAGUCGCACGCCUAUUUUGGAUGUGACAUUUGCGGACUUGAGCUGAAAAACAAAUACUCACUCGAAGUUCACAUUCGCAGGCAUCAGGGUACCACAAGGUACAAUUGUGAAUAUUGUGCUUCCAGUUUCCAUACCGCACAGGAACAAAAAUUGCAUCUACAACUUGUUCACUUGGGGGCCGAUAGCGUUGAGUGCGAAAUUUGUGGCUUAGCGUUUAAAAACACAAUAGGUUUGAAGCGACAUCUAAAGUCACAUUCGGAAGUACGAAACUACAAGUGUCCGCACUGUGACAAAGCUUUCAAGACAAACAUGCAUUUGCAUCGACACAAGGAAACCAUUCACUUAAAAGUGCGAUUUAAUUGUCCGUAUUGCGAUAUUUCCUAUGGCCGAAAAGAUAAGCUGCGAAUGCACAUCGAGAGAGAUCACGAUAUUCAGUCGUACUUCAUCUGUGAAAUUUGCGUGAAAUCGUUCAACACCAACGAACAGCUGGAGGAGCACAUGAAUCAUCACGGCAACCCAAAGCCGUUGGAAUGCGGAGUCUGUUUGGUGGCUUUUCUGGAGCAGAGCGAUUUCGAGCAACAUUUGUGCAUUUCCUACCGGGACAAUUACGAGUGUUGUGGUCAGGAUCACAAAUAUCACACCUAUUUCAAUAAGCACAUGUUUUUGAAGCAUGGCGAACGGACCAACUUUCGUGUUAAGCCAAAUCCCGUUAAGUUGCUGGCGAAAGUAAGAGCUGAAAGGAAACACGAUGAAAGAUGUCCUAAAUGUGGAAAAGUUUUUGAAACGCGCAAGCUGAAAAAUGAACACAAAAGUCUCUGUGGUGGAGCCUCGAGUGAUUCAAUGAUAAUGUAA
Uranotaenia lowii is the source of this 1699-nucleotide messenger RNA. Its product is annotated as zinc finger and BTB domain-containing protein 41-like. The coding region runs from base 77 to 1699 and encodes 540 amino acids. Gene Ontology annotation, biological process: regulation of transcription by RNA polymerase II. Lineage: Eukaryota; Metazoa; Arthropoda; Insecta; Diptera; Culicidae. The record is from RefSeq and is a predicted model, not a curated record. Gene Ontology annotation, molecular function: zinc ion binding; RNA polymerase II cis-regulatory region sequence-specific DNA binding; DNA-binding transcription activator activity, RNA polymerase II-specific. The transcript has 5 exons. Gene Ontology annotation, cellular component: nucleus.